Thermochaetoides thermophila DSM 1495 is the source of this 933-nucleotide messenger RNA. RefSeq lists its product as uncharacterized. NCBI's taxonomy places the organism in Eukaryota, Fungi, Ascomycota, Sordariomycetes, Sordariales, Chaetomiaceae. Gene Ontology annotation, cellular component: peroxisome. The record is from RefSeq and is a predicted model, not a curated record. The transcript is spliced from 2 exons. The coding region runs from base 1 to 933 and encodes 310 amino acids.
AUGUCCAAGGGUCCCGGCGUUGGCUUCCAGUAUCCCCCCGUCCCGGUCAGCUGGACGAAGCGCGAUGCGUUGCUCUUUGCCAACUCGAUCGGCUGCACCAGCAAGGAGCUGCACUUCCUAUACGAGCUGGACCCCAACUUUGCCGUCUUCCCGACCUACCCGGUCAUCCUGACUUUCAAGGGCACCUCCAACGAGGUGAUCGACUUCUACGCGCAGCAGAAGGCCGUCCCGAUCCCCGGCGUCCCGACCUUCGACCCUACCCGCGUCGUCGACGGUCAGCGCCUUCUCCAAUCAUUUAAGCCCAUCCCCACUUCCUCAGAGGGCCGCAACUUCGAGAUCCGCACCACCGUCCUUGGCGUGUAUGACAAGGGCCGUCCGGGCACCGUCGUCGAGACCCAGUCCGACCUCGUGGACGUCGCUACCGGCGAGGUCUACUCCCGUGUCAUCUCCUCGUCGUUUUUCGUCGGCCAGGGCCUGUGGGGCGGCCCGUCAGGACCUAAGCAGGUUACCUAUACCGUGCCGAAGGAUCGCAAGCCGGACGUCACCUUCGAGCACCAGACCUCCCCCGAAACCUCUCUCCUGUACCGCCUGAACGGCGACUACAACCCGCUGCACGCGCACCCGGAACCGGGCAAGAAGAUGGGCUUCGGCGGCAUCAUCAUCCACGGCCUGUGGACCUGGAACUGGGCGGCUCACGGUCUGCUGGAGCACCUCGGCGGCAGCAACCCGGCCAACCUGAAGGAGUAUCAGGCUCGAUUUGCCAGCCCUGUGCGGCCCGGGGACAAGCUGGUUGCGUCGGCGUGGAGGACAGGCCAGUACCAGGGCGAGUUUGAGGAGAUUCGGUUUGAGGUGCGCGUUGCCGGCGGUAAGGUCGUGCUGAGCAAUGGUCGCGCCCUUAUUAAGACCGCUGCGGGCAAGGAGAAUAAGCUUUGA